Messenger RNA from Stegastes partitus (bicolor damselfish), 4416 nucleotides. It is a transcript of the gene tdrd6b, whose product is annotated as tudor domain containing 6b. The coding region runs from base 1 to 4416 and encodes 1471 amino acids. The transcript is spliced from 3 exons. NCBI's taxonomy places the organism in Eukaryota, Metazoa, Chordata, Actinopteri, Pomacentridae. The record is from RefSeq and is a predicted model, not a curated record.
AUGUGUUCAAUUCCUGGCCUUCCGACGCCCGGAUCAGAAGUCCCCGUUCUCAUCACCCGGGUAAACCUAAACCCCAGCUGUGGUCUUGUGGAACUGUGGGUGAACUUGGACGAAGGAAGGAAGCACCUUUAUGAGACGAUGAGAGAGGAAAUUCAGAUUCCUCAGAGAAAGUUUAAUGGAACAGAAGGAAAGCCAGGUGACCUCUGUCUGGUUUGCAUCAGUGACACCUGGCACAGGGCUCGGAUCAUGUCGAUUCAAACGGAGACCUACAGUGUUUUUCUAAUCGACCAGGGAAAGCCCCACAUCGCCACGGGUGAAGCUUUAGCGUGGGGCCAGAGUGACAGUUUUCUCCUCCCUCCUGAGAUUGAAACCGGCAUACUCGCAAAUGUCCUCUCCCAAGAGAAUAACCAGACUGAAAAAGCCACCAAGUUUUUGAUGUCUCUGCCUGGCAAGAAGUUUAAGGUACUGGUUCAACAUGUGCUGAUGCCAGACAGGACUAUUCUCCUCGACAUACCGAUUGUUUCCAAGCAUCUGCAUAGGGUAGGAGCUGCGCAGAAGAUUCCAGCAGAUGAGUUUAAAAGCCUUGUACUGAAAUGUCUACACGUCCCCAAAGAAGAGUCUUCUUCUGAGGACUUCCAUACAACACCAGAACAGAAUUCAAAUGCCAGCUGCCAACUUACCGAACACGACCAAUACUUUUACCCAGAGCUGUUAUUGGACGCGUUCGAAACUGUGACUGUUACAGAAGUGACGGAUCCACUCAAUGUAUUUUGCAAGCUUCAUAUUUUUUCCAAAGCAGUGAACAUAUUGUCUGAGCAGAUCCAUCAACAUUACGAGGAGAGCUCCAGCUUUGAAAUGGCACCACCGCAGACCUGUGGGGAGCCGUGUGCUGCUAAAGGAACAAAUGGAAGAUGGCGUCGCUCAUUACUUAAACAAAACAUUGUGACCAGCGAUGGCGCUGUAGAAGUCCUGCAUGUUGAUGAAGGAAAAAGUGAAGUAAUUCCUGCUGGAGACAUCAAACCGCUGCUUGGGAAAUUCCAGAGAAUGCCAGUUGUCACGUAUCUCACUUCACUUAAUGGUAUAAAAGAUGAUGGCAGAGAGUGGACUGUAGACGAGAUUGAUUGCUUGAAAUCGCUGCUCUUGAAUCACACAGUGGUGGCGAGAUUCGACCAACACAAAACACCUCAGGAUGUCUAUUGCGUCACUCUCUAUGCAGCUAAUGCCGAAUGCUUAAACGACUGUUUUAUGGAGAAGUCGGGCCUUAUUCCACACUCUAAGCCCGAUGUGCAGAAUGGACCAGUUACUUCAACCUUUCUCAGUUCAAUUGGAGACGCAAACAAACUAAAUGGAAAUGUUGAAGAGUUAACAGAGAAAACUUGGCGGAGAACCAAAAACCAAGUGGUCAGUGGCAGAACGGAUGAUGCAUCCAACUGUGCUACUAACAAUAUUCAUGUCAAAGGAAGCUCUAAAUAUCAAAACCACAAUGGUCAUCUUUCAACUGGUGUCCCCUCUGCGGAGCACAAUGCUUGUGGUGACAAUGUGUUCACUGUCGGAAGCAUUAUUAAUGUCAAAGUAUCUUGCAUUGAAAGUCUGAAAAGGUUCUGGUGUCAAGCAACGGAAAACCAUGACUCCCUUCAACGCCUCAUGAAAGACCUCCAAAACCACUAUGCGUCUGCCCACCUUCAGCCGCUCACUGAAUCCAUCUGUGUCGCCCGUCAUCCAUACAAUAACAUGUGGUAUAGAGCAAGGAUCAUUGCAAAUCACCACUCCAGUGUUGUAGAUGUAAGAUUAAUAGACUACGGUCAAACUCAGAAGGUCCCUCUGGAAGAUGUGCGACCCAUUGAUCCAGCGUUCUUACGGCUGAAGGCACAGGCUUUCCAGUGUUGCUUAUUCAACCAAAAGGGUGUCACUUCCACUAAUGCUGCUUUAAUAGAGUUUCAGAUGUUUGUGGAUUUAGGUGCUUCAUCCAACAUUGCGUUGAAAUGCGUUGUAAAAGCUGUAACAUCGGAUGAGGAAGGCCUUCCGCUUAACAUGGUAGACAUUGAAAUGGCAUCUAAUAGUGCGUGCAAGUUCCUGGCUCAGACACGUGCAAAGUCUGAUGUAUACAGUUACUCCACACACAACAUUGAGGUGGGUGCAGAGGAAAAGGUGUGGGUUACCUCUUCAGAGAGUGCCAGUCUCUUCUACUGCCAGCUGUUCAGGAAUUCUCAUUGGUUUGACAAAGUGAUGGAAAAUGUGGCACAACUACUUGACCAGCCGCAGUGUUCAGAUCACCCUCUUGGACUCAACAGCAUUUGCCUCGCUAGGUACUCUGACAAUCAGUGGUACAGAGGUCAAAUAGUAGAAAUGUCCCCAGAGCUUAAAGUGCAUUUUGUGGACUAUGGUGAUACCCUUGCAGUCAAUGAAACCAAUAUCCGUCCCUUCCCUACUGAAGCAAGCAUGGCCAGAUAUGUUCCUGUGCAGGCAGUUCCAUUUGGACUGUUUGACAUCCCUGCAGACAUACCACCAGAAGUCAACCAGUGGUUUGCAGAUCACGCCAUAGGCAAUAGUUUCACCAUUUCAGUGGUGGCAAAAGGGGAGAAGGGGAAGUUAAUUGUUGAGCUGUCUGAAGGAUCCCUGAGUGUUAAUGAGAAAGUCCGAGAGAGGAUGGCAAAACUGAAACAACAGCAGAAUGACCAGCAGCUCUCUAAUCGCUCAGAACUGACUACUGCCCCAACAGUAGCGCAAAAGGUCACGGAAGCAUCAGAAGCAACAAAGACGGCAGACCAAAGCGGAUUGCACAACAUGUUUGCGAGAGAUGAUCUACAGAUGAGCUUAAAAUUGACACCUGAUGCCUCUACGCCAAAGAGUUUGUAUAAAGGAAGAAAACCAACCUUGGAUGCCAUUAUUGAAUACAAAGAAAGUAUAGCAGAGACCUCCAUACAAGGUUUCCAUGGUGACUCUGAAAUGACUCAAGGACUUAAAGAUGUAGUGUAUGUUUCCUCCAUUGCUGGACCACAGUACUUCUGGUGUCAGUACAGCAACACUAAAGACCUGAACACAGUGUCAAAGCUUGCUCAGGAAGCAGGACAAGCACAAGAAGAACCCACCAACACACUAAAGUUGUCAACUGUAACCAGUUACAUAAAAUUAAACCAUUUACCUGAAAUNGAGUCUGAAGUCAGCACGGAAAAUGUCAGAUCACUGCCUCAGAGUCUGCUGGAGGUCGCUCCUCAGGCCUUUUUGUGCCGUUUGAAUGGAUUCGAGGAGUCUAAGGGCUCCUGGGAUGAUGAAGUUUAUGAUGACUUCUACAAUCUUCUGAUUGAUAAACCACUCAAAGUGACGAUCUUUAAUGUAGAAACCCACUCAGAGAUCAGAGUUCCUCAGUAUGCAGUGGAAAUUGAAUGCGACAAAGUGGUCAUCAGUACCUUAAUGCAGAAAUACUGGAAUCCAUUUUCUACAAAACAGUCAAAGAAUGAGACGACUCAAAAAGAAACCCAAGAUGUCUACACUGAGGCCAGUGUAACUCACAUUGAUGUUUCCAAAGGAAAUGUAAGCACUUAUAUGUACAAAAAACCAAGCAUUACUCAAAAUAAGACAGAGCUGGUAUACGCCUCUUGUAUUGUGGAACCACAUUUCUUCUGGUGUCAAUAUGCUGACAGCGAAGAUCUCUGCAAAGUGUCUCAGCUUGCUCAGGAGGCAGGACAGUCUGAUCAGGACGUGAUGUUAUCUGAGAGUCUUGGUCCUGGCAGCCCAUGUCUCGCUCUGUUCUCCAGUGACAACCAGUGGUACAGGGCUCAAGUGAUUUGGAAAGUUGACAGUACACUCCAUGUUGUGUUUAUUGACUAUGGAAAUGAGUCUGAAGUUGACAUAAAAGAUGUCAGAUCACUGCCUCAGAGUCUGCUGGAGGUCGCUCCUCAGGCCUUUUUGUGCCAAUUGAAUGGAUUCAAUACGUCACAGGGUUCCUGGGAUGAAGAAGUGUCUGAUGACUUCUACAAUCUUCUGGUUGAUAAACCACUCAAAGUGAUGGUGCUAAAUGUGGAGGACCAUUCAGAGAUUGCUGUUCCUCAUCAUGCGAUUGAAAUUGAAUCUGAGGGUGUGGUUGUAAAUGCAGCAAUGCAGAAAUAUUGGAAACCUGUUAUCGAAGAAUGUCUCAUGACAGAGAGUCCUCAAGGAGAAAACUUACUCCAAGGUGGUCAAACUGAGUCCAGCAUGACACAAGGAAAUGUGAGUACUUGGGGGUACAAAGAGCCUAAUAUUUCCAUAAAUAAGACGGAGACGGUUUAUGCCUCUUGCAUUGUGGAACCACAUUUCUUCUGGUGUCAGUACACCAACACCGAAGAUCUUUGCAAAGUGUCUCAGCUUGCCCAGGAGACAGCAGGUGGCAGCAUCACCGUUCACAGGUUCACAUCAGGACAUGGAUCCAUGUUGUGUUGA